Messenger RNA from Vitrella brassicaformis, 2724 nucleotides. The record is from the annotation of a GenBank genome assembly. Lineage: Eukaryota; Vitrellaceae.
GGUGCGAAUUACAUACAUACAAGAGGCGUCAAUCGAGGGGCCGGCUGGCGAGGUGAGGUCGCUCAGGCUAGAGAAUGGGUCAUCAGUAGGGUAUCUAUGGCGUGAAUCUGUCUAACAACACAACAAGGCAAGACAAGAGGCGCCUCCAAGAUUCUAUGCUACACACUCCGCGCCGCGCCCUCAUGCGUCACUCCAGCCGCCUUCGCUUGCGCCCUCUUGCCUGUGUGUGACACGCACACCAAACAGACCACAUUAUCCAUCUCCCUUUGUCAACCUUGUCGAGAGAGAGUGUGUGUGUGGCUUACCUCGUCUGCGUCGGCUGUCUCUCCAUCCCCUCCCCUUUCGGCUGUCUUGUCGAGCUCCUCAGCCGCCAGCCCCUUGGCCACCAACGCAGACAGCCGACCACGCAGCGACGGGUGACACAUCAGCGACUGGCCCAUCCUCUCCGCGUCAUAUGCACUGACAGACACACAGACAGACAGACAGACAUGUACAUGACGACCGACCCCCAGCUGGCAUCCAUAUUGUCUGUCUUUCAUGGGCCUUUGUGACUGAAUGCACCAACUGACGAGAAGAACUUUGGGGCGACCAUGGUUACGAAUCGGAUGGUCUCGUCGGGAUCCCUCAGCCAGACCUCUGUGGAUGCGGAGAAGAUGAUGCGCGGGGGAAUGCUGCCGGCCGUGGUGGUUGAGAGCGAGGGCGGGGUGGGGAGGGGCGAGAUGGUGGGGGGCAGGUCGCUGAUGCACGCCGAUAGGCAGGCAAAGGGGUUGGCCGCAGUCGACGCGAACGUGUUGCUGAAGACGUUGAGAAUGAGGAUGUUGCAGAUAUUGGUCUGCAGAAACAUUGAAACACACGACACACACCGAUGUUCGCGUCAAGCAUGCCUUGAGACCGAAUGGCCUUGUGUUUGAUCUACCUACCUGGUGCUCGGUCUUGUCCGAGCCCAGCUGUGCUUGUGCCGGUGCCGAGAAGAAGGCUUUGAAGAGCUCGGCCAGCAGGUCGUACUUGGCGUACACAACGCCCAGCCGGACGAGGUGGAAGAGCAGCGCCAGCAUCUCAUUCGUGUGAAUCGUGAACCUGACAUACACACAGACGGACACACAGACAGGUCGACGCACACACGCGGCCCCUUUCCCUCCUCUGCCCGCACUUACACAGGCUUGAGGUCCUGCAGGAGGAGCUGCGGCCUGUCCUGCGGCUGCAAAUUAGCUACGUUGCCAGGAAGCUACACGGACGAGCAAGACACAAACACAGACGUGUGUAUAUGUUUCCCCAUACAUAGGUCCGUCCCAUUCUCCUCCCCCAUCAAUGCGUACGCGGAAAGUGGCGAGGUUGUACUCACACUCGGGCAAGUCACUGAAAACGCCCAGCACCUCACCCCACACCUGGCCGUCGGGUCACGUGUCCUCCACGGCCUGCAGGAUGUCGGGCGCCAUGUUGGUUGACACCUCGAUGGCGUCGCACAGGGUGUUGGCCGUGGACAGGUAGGUGGCCGACACCUCGAUGCGCUGAAUGGUACUGGCGGCACACGUCGGGCGGCCGCGCUGCGAUUGGACGACUGUGCCUGACGGUCCGGGGUAGCCCUGCGGGGGGACGGUGGUGGCGCUGACGGCGAUGUCAGGCACUACAACGUGACACACACAAAAUGGCAAGCAGGCUACAGUGUGCUGUCUGACGCCUGCCUCUCCUUGCCUGCCCCAGGCAGACUUACAUCCGUAGGGCAUGUAGUUGGCAUUGGUGCCGCCCAGUGGGUCCCCCGUCCGCUCCAGCCGGAUGCCGUGACACCCUGACGUCUUCCAGUCGCCCUCUGUCGCCCGAUUGACCAGGUCAGUCAGACUCUCACAGUCGAACACGUGCAGCAGUGCCGACUGGAAGUCCGCCAGCUGGUCUUCUGCGAUGCUGAUCUGGCCGCGAGCGAGCAUCCGACUGAAUGAGCGGCAGAUGAGGAGGGCGGCGGUGCGAUGCUCAUCGCUCUUGCCCAUCGAUGCCAGCCAGGGCGCCACCUCCACGGCGUAUUUGGCGAUGGCGUGGCGGACCUGAUCCACAUCGACCAUGAACCGGACAUAGGCUCGGGAGAGGGAGCUGAGCGUCUUGACCAACGCCACGCAAUCGUCCAACUCCGCCAGCCAGUUCUGCACACACUCACAUAAACACACACACAGAGCAGGAGGGCAGCGUGUGUCAGUGAUGCAUUGUGUUUGUGCUUCUCACUGCUUUGACUGUAGGUACCAUGCGGCAGAUGUGUCUAGCGAUGUCUGUCCAGAGCUUCUCUGCCUCGGCCAUGUCCUUGAGACCCAGGAAAUCCAGCCCACGCAGCACCUUGAGGUAGUUCUGAUGCGUGAGGCACUGCAAGAGGCCAGAUCUGGUGGUAUUCAGGAGGAGCAGCUUGGCCGUCGCUGGCGAGAUGUCCUGGAUGGUCACCUCCCGUGCCUCUCCCUCAAUGAAACGGCCUUCGAUGACCUGACUCAUCCAUCCAUGGGCCCAUGACACCACACACAAAUAAGCAGACAAACGACGUGAAGACGUGAACGGAAGAAGCCAUCGCUUGCGGCUCGUUUUUUCAAACCGGAUCGAAGGAGGAGAAGUGCGCGGCCGCCAUCUCUGACAGCUCUAUCGUCUUGCCAUUCCGCAGGCGGACGGUGAUGUUUCCAUUGCUUGUGUCCGACAGCGACUCAAGCGACGUGCCCUGCUGGUUGCCCAUGCUCACUGCGAUUUGCGUUCUGU